Molecule: messenger RNA, 8187 nt
Organism: Osmia lignaria (orchard mason bee)
Lineage: Eukaryota; Metazoa; Arthropoda; Insecta; Hymenoptera; Megachilidae
Source: RefSeq, a predicted model, not a curated record
GACGUCGUGGCGGGCCGAGUCGAUCGAAUGAACAUGAACUCGCCACUCCACGAUGUCGUUGACCCGCUUACGAGCGUCCUCCGCUUUCAUAGCCUCUCUGUCGCGAGUUUUCGUAGGUUUCCUGUGGAUUUCUCGUGUUCGCGAACGACUCGAGUGGAACGUGCUCCUCUCCUGUGAAGUGGUGAAACGCCUACAGUGAGACGUCUAUUCUUCUUCUUCUUCUUCUUUCUCCAUCUGGUUUUGUUCUCAUUCUUCCUCCUAUUUUUUUGUUGGUGCUUACCGUAGUCGCUCUCCGAGCAAAUUACGUCGCGGCAGUGUCCGGAAGGAAGACAAAAAGGACGUUUUCCCUUGGAUAAGAAGAGCCUAUUAUUCUUCACAGGACACUGCCAUUAUCCUUAACAAAAGCUUGCUUUUCCUUCUUCGACGCGUCUCUUCGUACCUUUCAGCAUUCACCGGAUGUGUUAUCCACCGGUUGGUUAAUUGCUUCUUCGAAUUAUCCUUCGCUGUUUACAAAAGGAUAACCCCCGAGGAUGGUACACGAUCUCAACGAGGUCAACCGAAUCGAUUCCACUUCGUCGCGUUGCCGAUAAUUCCGGAGCAUUUAUGUUUUCCAUGAAUUUCUGCUAGGAAGUAUGCGGUUUAUGGAACCAGUACGCGCUAAUUAAUUAUCCAGUUAGCGAACAAUCGAGGGAGUUGCGUGACGUUCCACUCGUGCGGCCUUUUCUGUAAUAUAAUCCAGUUUCUAUUUUCACGUUCCAUUUGUCCCUGAAACAUCGUAGCUACGCACAUUCGACAUGGUCAUCAAUUUCCAUAUCCAGCAUCAUCGGAUGCCUCGGUUUUAAUUAAUACAUCCGAGGCUGACGCUUCACACGUUCGGCAGGAAUUUCAUUAUCCAUAAAUUUGCAUAACUUCAGAAGUAUUUAUCGUGUAGAGCCAUGCUUUUCAUGAUUGAAGCGGACAUGGUCAUUUAUUAUCUGCUGAAAGUUCAGUUUCCUAGGACGAGCUUCUAUCAAGUUGAAAUUGAUCCCAGGCCGAAGUAAAGCAAUAACCUGGACCUCGCGAUGGUUUCCAGGUUACGUGAUCAAACUUCGCGACCGAUCGACUGUGGCCGAGGUGUCGGGAUCCUUUCUCUCGCGACAACACCACCCCCGUCGUUACUUUAAUUGCCACGGUGUAAUUAACGAGCGAGCAGUCGUUAGGCGGACAUAGCCUAGUCGCUUGCAACGAAGACGCUCUUAGGUAGUCUCGUUAAGAUCCUCGUCCCUGAGAGCAAUUAUAUCAGCAUAUUUCGUGACAGUAGUGGAACGGCCGCCAGUCUGGCACCGUGGGCAGAAAUCCCUAUCGAACGAUCCGUCGUAGAAGGAUCGACGCGCGAGGAAUCCUUGCUGGAAUUUUCCUCUCCUUGCCUUUCGACCGGCCGUUUAUAGCGGGUGUUCGAUAGCAAAGCUUUCCGAUAAGCUAUGAAAUAAUUCCAAAGACAACUCGACGCUGUCUGCGUUCAUUCAUCCCGCGUUUAAAGAUCCCGAAGAAUUUCAACGAAGAACCGUAUUGCCAACAGUGUCCUCGAGAGCGGGCCGAGAGAGGACAUCGAUCAAAAUCUCGAACGUCUCGCGGAGAGUAUCUCGAUGCUCGCGAAAAUCGAAGCACCAGGUGGUCGAGGCGCGAUGAUCCUCGAUAGCCGGGUGUAGAUCGGGCACUGGUGUUUGGAUGGCUUGCAAAAGGAAGCGAAAAAAGUCGUGGACGAGCGUGUGAGGGGAGGUGUUCGCUGCCCCAUGGCCAGCAUGGCGUAGCGACGCUACGUAGUCACCCCUUUCUUUCGAAAGCCUUCGAACGAAGCUUGAAGAGUUCGAACGAUGAAGCUGGCUGGCAAAGAGGAAGAAACCGAGACGCAAUGCGGUAGCUCGUGCUCGGCGAGAGCUUAGCGGAUCAACGUCGAGCCUCGGAGCCGACUAGGGUAUCGAAACUGGGCCAUACAAAGUUCGAGGGCCCGCCGGAAGUGGAUCAAAGCCGCUCGAACAACAGCCCUGGCGACGACGGCGCUGCUUUCCGGCGAUGAUCGGAUACAAUCAACACAAUUCGGGCUACAACAAGCUAUUUACCCAGGGCUCGGCGGACUCAAACUACUCACAGCCGAGCUCGGAUCUCUCGCUGGACGAGGAGAAAGAGAGCUUGCGUCGUGAGAAGGAGAGGCAGGCCCUCAAUCAACUUGAAAAAGCCAGGACGAAACCGGUAGCGUUUGCAGUGCGGACCAAUGUGAGCUAUGACGGAUCCGUCGACGACGAUUCGCCGGUUCAUGGCUCGGCUGUCAGCUUCGACGUUCGUGAUUUUCUGCACAUCAAGGAGAAGUACGAUAACAAUUGGUGGAUAGGUAGACUGGUGAAAGAGAACUCGGACGUCGGUUUCAUCCCUUCACCGGUGAAGUUGGAAGCCCUUAGGCAGCAGGCGAGCGCUGCACGUGGCACGAAGGGUCUCUAUUCGGCUCGUGGAGGGUCUUCAGGGAACCUUGGCGAGAGUGGUAUGCCCUCACGUGGUUCCACACCACCUACACCAGGUGACGAUAGCGACAGUGUGGGAAACGUACGUGGCGGUAAGGCGACGCUGACCACACCACCUGCCAAGGAGAAACGGAAGAACUUCUUCAAGAAGCCGGAAACGACUACACCGUAUGACGUGGUACCUUCUAUGAGGCCUGUGGUCCUGGUGGGUCCUUCGUUGAAGGGUUAUCAGGUGACGGAUAUGAUGCAGAAGGCUUUGUUUGAUUUUCUGAAGCAUCGGUUUGCUGGCAGAAUAAUUAUCACUAGGGUAAUGGCAGACAUUUCGCUAGCGAAGAGAUCAUUGCUAAAUAAUCCAACUAAAAGAGCGAUCAUGGAACGAUCGACCAGUAGGAGCAGCUGUCUGGCGGAGGUUCAAGCUGAGAUUGAAAGGAUUUUCGAGCUGGCCAGAACCUUACAGCUGGUGGUUCUCGAUUGCGACACCAUUAAUCAUCCGUCGCAGUUGGCGAAGACCAGUCUAGCACCAACGAUCGUCUACCUGAAGAUCUCGUCGCCGAAAGUGCUGCAGAGGUUGAUCAAAACGCGUGGCAAGUCUCAGAUCAGACACCUGAACGUACAAAUGGUAGCAGCGGAGAAGUUGGCCCAGUGUCCGCCGGAGAUGUUCGACGUGAUCCUGGAUGAGAAUCAGUUGGAGGAAGCUUGCGAACACGUGGCCGAGUACCUGGAAGCUUACUGGAGGGCCACGCAUCCUCCUGUGAUCGCGUCGGUGCCACGGCCCAUUCCUGCACCCGACGUACCUGUGGAUGCGUUGACACCUCGCGUCACAUCAGGUAGCUGUCACGAGAGUUACCACGAGCCAAGAGGAUCGGGCUCGUACAGCGGCGGACACGUGAGCGAGGGAACGAGAAGAUCGAGGUUGGAGAGGAUGGAUCGUGAUCGUGGUGAUCGUGGUGAACACGAUUAUGGGACCGAGGAGGAAUCGUACGUUGGUGGCGUCGAUUACGGCAGUGCAUCGAGGCGUCGCCAGCAGCAAGACCCGCGCGCAUUAAAUGCCAUUUAGGAGCUGGGGCCCCGGGGCCUGUCGCUACUGCGCUGUCCCCACCUGCGCACCACUGCUCUUUAGUGGGGUCGCCACCUGGUACGCUACUGAAAAACGUACGAAGUGCUUAUAAAAAUGCUACCUUAGCGAAAAUUUGUCGCUCUGGUCUGUCAGUGGGGUUUCUUUCCUGUCCGCUAUCCGUAUGAACGUUUAUUUUCCGAUUUCGCUAGCCGAGUAAAAUGAUACACGCUUCGAAAAAUAUGCUGCCGCCAGCCUCCACGGAAUUCUGUUUCCUUUUUAUUCCUUUCGCCGCCCAAAAUAUAUUGGGUGAUACCCAGUCUUCGGUAAAUUAAAUCGAUUGAUUUCGUACGAUCUAUGAUGGAACGUACAUGCACGACAAGAAUAACGUAGAAUCCUCUUACAACGUUAUCCCCUUCUGUUCGUUUACAGAGUUUCAAUUAUCGAAUUCGCUGUAAUGGAAUGAAAGAAUGCGAGAGAGUGAGAGCAAGAGGAGAGUGAUCGAUUUAGCCAGCGAAAACUUUCACGAGCAUUAUUUCCAACAGGAAUUCCGCAAACGAUGGGCGGGGUUGAAACGAAUUAUCGAAAUGUCCUAAUCGAUGCGGUACGCACAGGAUAAAUCCCCCAUUCGCGGAACCAGCUCAACGAGAUGAGUAUAAUUACGUGAACAAAUCAAAGAAACAUACGUUCAUGAGAAUGAUAGUGUAUCGAGAGAGAAAGGGUGAGAGGGUAAGAGAGAAAGAAAUGAAAGAGGGAUAAAAAGAGCCCUGGGGCCUUAAUUUUUGCGCUCACUCCUCCCGGGCCCCUAUACCCACCCCCACGAGAAGCAAAUCGAGCUUCGUGAUUGCGAAUAAUUAUCUAUGAGAGCUUCGUGAAUCGGCAUCGGGUAUUCAAAGGCACGAGAUCUUCGCUCGAAAGUUAGAUAGACGAUCGUUCUGGUAAACGAAGAAAUACGAGGGAAGAAAAACUAUACGGGAAAAUUUCGAUACGAAUUUUUGCGUAGUAUUCUUUCAAUUCGGCCACGAGAACAAUGAUAGUCGCUUCGACAUAGAGGAAAAUCAUUAAAGAAAAUAAGAAACGAAGAAAGUCACUCUAGUCGAAUAUGUUUAGUAUCGAUCGCAUGGUAAAUUCUAUAUUAGGAAUUUUCGUAUAUAAACGAAUUUUCAACGAUUACGAAAUCGGUGCAAGACGAAUUAUACGCGCGUGGCGAUGGGUUGGGAUCAGAUCAUUCUGAUAAAUAUAAUCGAACAGUUGAAAGUUUUCGACUAUCGAAGCGCGUUGACGAUCGCCGCGCUAGGCUGACGUGUUUAUACGUUUUAUUAGAGUCUAUUACGUGGAACAGGAUAUACACAGGUACAUACGAACACGAAAAGGACAUGCACACAUACACAUAUGUACAUUAUUGGUCAAAAAAGUAUGGGACCAUUUGCAGUGAAUAUCUUUAACCAUUUCGCUAUUAAAAUUAUUAAAAACACUUGUAGUAACAGAUAUAUCUAUCUUUUUUGCUCGGUACUCAAAUCCUCUGAAAUUUGUAAUUUUCCAAUUAAAAUGGUUCCAUACCUUCGGCCAUCGGUGUAUAUACACAGGACAACACGGUAACACUUUGAACACUACUUUGUGUAUAUAGUAUACAUACAUAAAUAAUAAUAUAUAAAUAUGAAUAUAUUGUAUACGCGGUGAACACUUCCAUCUCUGUCGCUCGACAAAAAUGAAUCUCGAUCGAGGCAAAGCGAGAGAAAAGUAGAGUGAAAGAGAGACAGAGUGAAAGGGUGGGAGAGAAAGAGAAAGAAUGAAGAUGAUACUAUACCAUAGAUAACGAAUCCAAUAGUUAUACUGUGUACAUAUUGUAAGAAGCCUUUAAAAGAACGAGUCCUUUUCGUUUCGAUUGCCGUAAACUCAGUGUUGUCAGGCUGCAUCGUGGAUCACUUUGUACACUAAAGCAGAUUUUCAUUGUUAUCGACACAUUUUUCAGUCCUCGUUGUUAUCAAUCUCUACGCUUUUGAUGCACUACGAUUUUCCUGCAACCACAAGAUAUUUACCGAAUAAUUGAUACAGACAUACAUACACGUACACUUACACAGAUUGCAUGGAUCCAAUCGUGGCAACCGAUAACACCGAUGGAGUUCUGAUAGCUCACGUGUUUGUUGGCCUUUAACCCUUUCGGUGCUAAAUACUUCUGAUAUAAAAUUUCUUUGCACAGGUUUCAAUUUUGUUAUCAUUUAAAAAUUGACAAAUUUUCAUCCACUCAGCCACUGGACAAUGCAACAGAAUUGUUAAAAUUCAUAGCACCGAAAGGGUUAAUGGCACGUCAUUUCUUGAACAAAACGAACAAAUCUCGGGCACGUUAUUCUUGAAAAGAGUCUAAUGAAUUUUGAACAAUUCAAACAGCGACGUGCGUCGUUUAGAUUAGUGAGAUAGGAACGAGGCGUUCCAUUCCGAAGGAUUAUGUUCGAAUAGUGUGCUUUUGCAACACGAAUUUGACGCGUGUUAUUGCUAUGUGAAUUUUAGUCAAGCUCUUUUAUCGUUUCAAAGCUAUUUUAUGCACCAUUAUCGACCGAUCGCUGGCACCGUUUGUUCUAAAAACGAUCGACAACUCGAAUCGAUCAUUUUUUAUUUCGCAAAACUCGAACGUGGAUCGUCUCCUUCUUUGGACGUUAUUCCGUUUGUUGUUCUUUCGAAUUGUCGCGAAGGAGGCGUGUUUUCGUCAGCGAUCCGGCCUCGUUCGAUCGAGAAUAAUUGAAAGUGUUUCGAUAUUUCUCGUUAAGACUCGUUGUUUAUUCGCCAGCAAGUGAUUGGCGCGGGAAGAUUAUAUUAGGCAGGUGUUCGCGCGCGUAACAGAUGGGAUGUUUUUUGUUUUCAUCGCGCGUUAAACACCGUUCAUUAAAAUUAACCGGCGCCUCGAGAGAUCAUCCGAUGGAUGUUUACGAAUGAAACAUUCCUCGGCUAAGAAUCUUAACGGCGCCUUAACGAUUAGAUAGAUGUUCGUGCGAAGAUCAGCCUUCGAUAAGUUUCUAAAUCUUUGCUUGCUACGCUGUUAAACGAAUUUCAACGGCGCCACGUGCCGCUCUUGAUUUCGCUUAUCGACGUUGAAAGUUUCACUCUUUUAGGCAAAGAGAAUUUUUUUGUAAAGAUACAACAAUUGUAAGAAUGCGAAGCAUCGUAUGCAAGGAACGAUUGCGUCGUUCGGUAUUCGCCGAGUAAAAAGAAUUACGUUCGAGCGUAAAAGUGCUCGAUUAUUGUAAAAUCAUUUCGCAGCCGACGUUUGUAAAUACUAGGUGAAAUAUAUAUUUGCAAGGCACGAUCAUUGGUGACGUAUCGACUGGAUGAUACUCACGCUUCCACUUGUGUACAGGCGCGUUUGCCUUUUUGCAUUCGACGUUUGAACGAAGCGUUUGAAGUUCGAUCGAACACGAAUGCUCCGUAGUAGCAACAAUUUCUUUCGUACUUUGAUUCUUCAUGCCUGAUAGAAGAUAUUCAUUCGUGGAACAGCACGGGAUUAUGCGAUUCCGCGAUUAUUUUAACAAUUUUUCGCUUCGUUCCUGGAGAGUAACUAUGCAUAACUUUGUGACGCGUAGAUCGAUUGAUUUUGAAAUCGUUAGUCACGUAGGCGCAACCGACGUAAUUAAAGCGAUCGAUAGAGGAAACGUACGACUACGUCGAGCUGACGGGGUCGUUAGAAUUAUUGGAAAUUUUUUAUAAUAUUUUGUAAAGAGUCUCAAUAGGCAGCGAUAGAAACCCACAUCACGCAGACCUGGAACGAACAUGUUUAGGACGUGUUACAGUGACACAAAUACAACAUAACACAACAUAAAAGAUCGUACGCGAACCGCGAUUAUUCCGUAGAGUACGAUUUACGUAGCUACUUUAAAACGGAACGAGCAAGCAUUCCAUCGCGUCGGCUUGUACGGAUUUCAGUUUAGAAGUUUAGCAGCUUCCGGUCCGUUCUUUCUUUCGGUGUAUCGUCGAGAAUAGAGUUCGAGAAUCUGUAAACGUCCACUAGGUCGCUAAAUUAACGUCAGACGAAAGAAAUAAGGAAUCGAGUAGUGGAUUAAUCGCGAACAAUUCGGAUUUACUUAUAAAUCUCUUCGUAGUUGUCUCUUUGUAAACGAAUCUAUAGUUACCGCUCACGCGUGACGCUCGUUCGAUGCGUAGAAGAUGAACACACACCUAUCUAGAGAAGAAAAGAAAUCUCCACCUGCCCCCUUCAAAAAAGCAAAAACGAAAAAAAUUAAAAAAAAAAAAGAAAAUCAACACAGAAAUAGUAAAAAUUGAACGGAUACGCGAUAACGGGAACGCUGAAAGUUCAAUCGGGAACACUAAUCGAAAAGACUAAAAAUGUUUAAGAAAAAAAAAAAUACUGUUUGGAAAAAGCGAGAGAGGGAAGACUGGAAGCGAGGGCGAACCUUUCAGGGUGCAAAUGAGCGUACAAUUCGUUGAAAAUGGGCGCGAAUUGAUUCUUUAAUUACGUGGGAGUGAAGUUUAUGCGCGUUGGUUGCACGUGAACGUUGUUAAUUAAAAAAGAAGUCUGCUUUAUCGGCGUCGUGAAACGAUUUUCGACGUCAUCCACGAACGCAACCCUAAUAUGAUGGUUGGAAGGUCCAAUGAAAAAAAAAAAAAGAAAAAAAAUAUGAGAACGAU